AUGAAUAAGUUUCUGACUAUCGUGACAUUCUCAGUACUCGUUAUCGCGUUUGUAUUCGGUCCGAGUACUGAUGCUGCAGCUACAAGUGGCGGAAGUUCUAUUAGUCCUGGUAUAAAACGGUAUGUUGUUUCUCAAUAUUUUGCCANCACUGACGGGCUACUAGGUAUGGGAUAUCAAAGUAUUACAAGCGGUGGUGAAGAGCCAUUGAUAUGGGCAAUGUAUCGACUUGGUCAACUAAGUCUACCAUUAUUUGGCUUUUGGUUUGGCCCAGUAUCGACUGGUUCCGAUACAGGUGAAUUGAUCUUAGGUGGCUAUGACACAACGAAGUACACCGGGUGUUUUACGUAUGCCACUGUUGCUGUGAAAGGUUUUUGGGAAUUUGUUGCUGACAGUAUUGGAGUCACUGUUGGAUCGACGACAACGACAAUAGCAUCAGCAAUCAACGCUAUUUUAGAUACUGGAACAACAGCUGCUAUUCUGGGCCCAGCGAUCUAUGUAAAUGCAAUCAAUUCGAUUUUGGGUGCGACUUGGAAUUCAACAUUUGGAUGGUACACUGUUAAUUGUCAAACGAAACCUUUGUCAGCAUUUCCUAACAUAACGAUAAUUAUCAGCGGCGUUCCAUUCACUCUCACGCCCUUGAUGUAUAUUCAAAUAGCAGGUGGCCCUUCGAACUACAUAUGUUACAGUGUUAUAUCAACAAUAAGCCAAAAUGAUGCGAACUCAAAUCCAAUUUGGAUUCUUGGCGACUUUUUCCUGAGACGUUUUUAUAGCGUGUUUGAUAUGCAAAACAAUCGUAUAGGAUUGGCAUUGUCAACUUCAUAUUCCACUAUUCAAACACCGCCUAGUACUUUGUUUCAGUCAACUACAACACUUUUUCCUCCGUCAUCAACAACAACUAAUACAGUUACGACUACUGUGGCAUUACCAGCACAGUGUUUCAAUUAUACCACAAUCAAUGAUACAACACGUUUAACAACAGCUGGUGCAAAUGGAGUCUGUGACUCAACUGUCUUCAGCAGUACUAGUACAAAUGUUCCGACAUUUGUUCGCUUUGUAAGUCCAGGUGGAACACGAUGA
Messenger RNA from Adineta ricciae, 1077 nucleotides. The record is from the annotation of a GenBank genome assembly. Lineage: Eukaryota; Metazoa; Rotifera; Eurotatoria; Adinetida; Adinetidae.